Acyrthosiphon pisum (pea aphid) is the source of this 3827-nucleotide messenger RNA. Its product is annotated as ring canal kelch homolog. Gene Ontology annotation, molecular function: protein binding. Bases 2327 to 3688 code for a protein of 453 amino acids. The transcript has 10 exons. NCBI's taxonomy places the organism in Eukaryota, Metazoa, Arthropoda, Insecta, Hemiptera, Aphididae. The record is from RefSeq and is a predicted model, not a curated record.
UCACAGAACUAAAAUCUCAAUAUAAUGAAAAUUUAAAUACAUAUUUUAUUUUUUUUGUUUAUAUAAUAUAUUAUUUUUAUUUUUUGUAUUCAGGGUACAGCAUAAACUACCAGGUUAUUAGCUAGUAGUAUGCCAACUCGCACAGGUGACGUACAGCGGAAUAAAGGAUAAAUUAUGCAGUCUUAUUUGAAUUUGAUGUUGUUAUAAUUAAUCGUUCAUAAUAAAGUCCGUUGAUUUUUGUGAGUUUCGCGGAGUUGAUAGAUUUCUUACAGGUAAAAAGGCAAUUUCGGCGCGGCUGAUAGACGCCCGUUUAUUUUAGUCUGAAGCUCAAACUACGCGUUUACGUGUUAUUAGACGACUGUCCGGAUUAAGCGAAGUCCGGACUAUGGGGUCCAGAUUACCGAGGUCUUACUAAAUGUUUUCAAAUAGGUACCGUUCAAUAAUAUUUCAAAAAUAAAAGAAUUUAUAAAAGUAUUAAAUACGGAAACAAACUACACUACCUAUACGAUUUAAACACUUUGACUGAAAUAUUUUACAACACUGGGCGCAGAUAACGUCAUAAUGUCUAGUAUCUACCAGUGGCGUGACGAAGUACUUUAUUUGAGGCACGUGCCUCAGCUUAAAGGGUGGUGGGUGUCCUGGAGACUAGGGGCAUUUCACAUAUAGUAAAUAAUUUAUUAAGUACACACUAAGACUAAGCCGAUCAUUCUACUCAGUUACCAUUUACGUAAAUACGUAAUUAUUUAUAUAUAAUAGUGUCUAUAAUAAUUACUAAUUUAAAUUAUUGUGCCUCAUAAGUUAAUGAAGUUCGCCACGCCACUGGUAUCUACCUAUUGUAGUACCUACCUAUUAAUGGCGCAAAUCACAAGUAGGUACGAGGUACCUACUACAAAAACCUAUCACAAAAUACCGUCUCCCUAACUGUUUAUUUUUUUUUUUUAAUCCAAUUAAAUACACACUAUUUAUUACGAUUUUACCCACAUAACCAGUGUUUGAACAUUUCACGGAACAUAAAAUUUUAAUCUGAAUUUUACGCCAUACUACAAUAAAUAAUAAUAGUGGUUGAUUAAUCCGCUGUGUCGUGAACGUGAACGCGGCGAACGCGUUGACGGGCGGGCGAAUUAUAUUCUGACCAUGCUGUUCCAGACGCGGCAAUCGCGACAAAGCUGUUUUGUUUUUUGCCGCGUUUGCCGCGUCCACGUUGGACACGGCGUUACAACUUACAACACAAUUUAUUGGUAUAAUAGCAAUAAUUGUGGCGUACGAGGAAAAUCCGAAAAUGAAGAGAUAACACAUUGAGUUUAUUAUUGGUUAUUGAAUCGAAAGGCAUAUACAGGGUGAUCCGUUUAACGUAAGACACUUUAUCGUUUAACCAUAUUAUACUGUAGUCUGUUCAGGUUAAGAUUGAACCGGCUUCGCGCGUGCAGACUGAGCGGCCGAAUACUGAAUAGUGCCUGACCGCCUAUGCGAUGGCUAUGCGUUCUGUGAUUGACCGACAGUCAUCGCCGGCCGUCGUCGCCGGUGCUGACCGCAGUGCAUACGCUCGCAUCAAAGGAUAUUACGCGCAAAUGUUAAAAGUGUGUACGCGACUUAACCCUGUAGUGAAGAGAACGUGACAAUUAGAUAAACGUCAGAAGGUCGGUCGUGCUGUGGCGGUAGACGUCGGUGUCGUCGGUGGUCGGUCGUGCCGAGGGCAUCCCGGAGGCACGGGACUGUCUAGGCAAUGGAGACGCGCGUGAAGUCUCGAGGAGAGUCGUUACCGGAGAGGGGGAGUCGAGUCCGGCGGCAGGCACGCCGCGACGUCCGUGGAAACGCCGCGAGUCUAGACAUGACGGACGCGGGUCGGGGUCGCCAACCGCAGCAAAGGGAGUACUGUGGUGACGGCUCGCCACACCAUAAUAAUAACAUUAUUAUAUACGUAUACAACUACAGUAUUAUAAAUUGUUUAUAGUAAUUAUUAUAUUUGGCAUUUGCGCUAACAGCCUUUAACGAUAACGAAAUAAUAUGGUCCGAAGUUCACAGUUCGCUGCCUGCCGAUCGCACUCACACACUAAAAUAUUAUAGUCACACGCACAAUCUCAUACGCAGCUGUCUGCCCGUCUGUCUUUCCAGAAUUAUUUUCGUAUUGAUAUUUGCGUGUGUUCAAUUGUAUAUUAUAAUAAUAAUAUAAUAUUGCAUUGUACUCGUUAGUCGUUACUUAGUCGUUACUUGUUUGGAGUGUUGGACGUUAGUAUUUGCGCCGAUUGCCGAACCGUCUGCUCAAGCCGCACUGUUUGUCAGUUUUUUAGGCCUUCAAAUCCUGAACUCAAUAUACCCACAACUCACAAUGCAAAACGGAACGCAAAUACCAGAAUCCGGAAAAUGUGAAUCAGCUAAAUACGAGUACAAAAAAACAUCUUAUGCGGAGUUAUGUGAAGUAUUACAAUCCUUACGCAAAGACGAGAUUUUUUGUGACGUUAAACUUGAAACGGACGAUAAAAAAAUAAUAUUCGCACACAAAGUGGUUUUAGCAUCGGCUUGUCCAUUUUUCCAUGCAAUGUUCACAAAUUUUGCUGAAAAAAAUUAUGAUCUUGUUACUAUGAGACAGUUAAAUUCUACCUGUUUACAGCUGUUGGUAAACUUUAUUUAUUCAGGGAAAAUCGUGAUCACGGAAAAAAAUGUCCAGGAUUUGUUAUCAGCUGCAAAUCUGUUACAGUUACAAGAAGUAAAAGAUGCAUGUUGUGAUUUUUUAGAGACACAACUCUGCUCUACAAAUUGUAUCGGUAUAAACAAAAUAGCUGAUUUACAUAGCUGUAUGAAAUUGUUAACAAAUUCAGAAUUAUAUAUUCGACAACACUUUUCUGAAGUUGUUGAUGGUGAAGAAUUUCUAUCCUUAUCAUCCGAAGAAGUGAUUAAGUUGAUCUCCAGUGAUAAACUUAUAGUUCCAACUGAAGAAAAAGUAUAUGAAUGUGUUAUUCGAUGGGUAAAACAUGAAUUGGGGACGAGAAAAUGUAUUUUGCCCCAAUUAAUGGAACAUGUACGUUUAUCAUUAGCAUCGAAACAUUACGUAUUAAAAAAAGUAGUUGAGGAACCUCUUAUUAAGAAUUGUCUAGAGUGUAAUCAUUAUGUAUUUGAGGCAUUAAAUUUUCAUAUACUCAAGUCAGAAGAGCUUAUUCCACAAAACACUCGGAAUAAACCUAGACAUGGAGAUCAAGUUAUUUUAGUUGUCGGUGGAAGAUUUGAGCCUGAAUUAUAUGAGUAUACAGAAUGGUACGACCCAAAAAUGGACCGAUGGCGUUAUGGGCCAGAAUUGAUUAUAAGCCGUGGAAAAGCUGGUCUGGCAACAGUGAAAGAUAAUUUAGUGUUUGCCGUGGGUGGUGUUGAAAAUUUUGAUAAUUCUCUUCGAUCUGUUGAGGUCCUAGAUUUAUCAUCAGAAUUACCGUGUUGGAAACCAACUGUUGAGAUGUUAAAUGAACGACAGUAUUUAGGUGUUGGUGUGAUAAAUGAUUAUCUAUAUGCCAUUGGCGGAUGUCAUGAUGGUGAUAUUCAUAACAGUGCAGAAGUGUUCAACUACAAAACUCAAGAAUGGCGUAUGGUAUCUAGUAUGGCUACUGGAAGAUCUGGUUUAGGGGUCGGAGUACUGAAUGAUCUAUUAUAUGUGGAUUUUUUUCUAGCGUGGGAGAUUUUCAUUUCCCUAUUUGUAUCAUGAACAUUUUGUAGGUAGGUGGAUAUAAUCAUUCAUCAAUGGAUGGUUUAGACACUGUUGAAUGUUAUCAUCCCAAUUUUGAUAUGUGGACACCAGUCGCAAAUAUGUGUGUACGCCGCAGAGGUGCUGGAGUUGGAGUAUU